GAUUCACAGCAGAGAAGACAGUCAGGAAGAUCCUGAGAUACAGAAACUGGAAGCCAUUUGUGGUCUUUGCAAGGCAAACUUUUCUCUUGGGGGAAGAAGAAAAAGAGCGGAAUCCCUUGCAGGGAUGGAGACACAACCUUUUGAAAAGGAGGGAAGCGGAAAAGGCCCUUCAGCUGCUCAGCCUGGGAAGGGGGCGAAGCUCUGGACAAGAACCGGGCAGGAGAUCCUGGAGGAGGAAACCAUCCUUCCUUCACAAGUUCCGCCCUGGACCUCUAUCCAAUACCUGGAGGCUGAGGGUCCCCGAGGACUUUGCAGCCGACUCCAUGGCUUUUGCAGGCGAUGGCUGAGACCAGAAAAGCACACUAAAGCCCAGAUGCUGGACCUGGUGGUUCUGGAGCAGCUCCUGUUCCUUCUGCCCCCAGAGAUGGAGGGCUGGGUGCGGGAGUGUGGGGCAGAGACCAGCUCCCAGGCGGUGGCCCUGGCGGAAGGCCUCCUCCUGAGCCAGGCGGAGGAGCAGAAGGAGCAGGUCCAGUUGCAGUGCUGCACUGUGGAGAUCAGAGAUCCUGAUGGAAAGAAGAACCCAUCAAAUCCCCCUCAGGAGCUGUUUUUCAGGAGGAUCCCUUGGGAAGAUCCAAGUCAGGACACCUCAGGAGAGAAACAAAGAAUGAAGCUUUCUGGUUUUUAUGAUGGAGAUCAAACAGCGGUUGAACCUCCAAAUCAGGGGAGUCUUGUGUCCUUCGAGGAGGUGGCUGUGUCUUUCUCUGAGGAGGAAUGGUCUCUGCUGGAUUCUGACCAGAAAGCGCUGCAUUCGGAAGUCAUGCUUGAAAACUAUAGGAACGUGGCCUCUCUGGGUAAUAAUGGGCAGGAGAAUCAUGAUUCCUAUGAAUUGUUCCAAGUGAUUGAUACUAAAGUUGGAACGGAGAAGUUUGGAAUUCGAAUGGAAUAUGGAAGCCAUGACAGAAACCAGUCAAAGAAUUGGAAUCAGGAAAGCUCAUUUUCCACUGAUGCUCCGAUGCAAGACUUUCUUGCCCAACAAGAGAAAAUAAGGAAAAAAUAUGUUGGGAAAAGUGUGAAGUUAAUCAAAGCUAAAAUACAAGUAAAUGAACACUAUUUAACCCAAAACAAAGGAGAAGAUGCUAUAAGAAGACACAACGGACAAAAUUACAAUGGGACAUUCAUUCUUUCUCUUGGAAAUAACUUCCUUACAUCUCAAAAAGCGAUUGACACAAAAGAGAAGCCUUAUAAAUGUUUGGAAUGUAGAAAAUGUUUUAGAACAAGGAGGCAACUUACUAUCCAUAGAAGAAUCCACACAGGGGAGAAACCAUAUAAAUGCAUAGAGUGUGGAAAGACCUUUGCUCAUGGCAGUACACUUACUAUCCAUAAAAGGAUCCACACAGGGGAGAAACCAUAUAAAUGCAAAGUGUGUGGAAAGACCUUUGCUCGUAGCUGUAGACUUACUUCCCAUGAAAGGAUCCACACAAGGGACAAACCAUAUAAAUGCAUGGAAUGUGGAAAGGCCUUUGCUCAAAGAGUUACUCUUAUUUCCCAUAAGAUGAUCCAUACAGGAGAGAAACCAUAUAAAUGCAUGGAGUGUGGAAAGACCUUUGCUGUGAGAAGUAGACUUACUAUCCACAAAAAGAUCCACAUGGGGGAAAAGCCAUUUGAAUGCAUGGAGUGUGGAAAGACCUUUGCUUAUAGUAGUGGACUUAGUAUCCACAAAAAGCUCCAUACAGGGGAGAAACCAUUUAAAUGCAUGGAAUGUGGAAAGACCUUUUCUCAAAGAGUUACUCUUAUUUCCCAUGAGAUGAUUCACACAGGGGAGAAGCCAUAUAAAUGCAUGGAGUGUGGAAAGAUGUUUAAUCAUGGCAGUGGCCUUAGAAGCCACAAAAAGAUCCACUCAGGAGAGAAACAAUAUAAAUGCAUGGAGUGUGGAAAGACCUUUGCUCAGAACAGUGGCCUUAGAAGCCACAAAAAGCUCCACACAGGAGAAAAACCAUUUAAAUGCAUGGAAUGUGGAAAGACCUUUGCUCAAAGAAGUUAUCUUAUUUCCCAUAAGAUGAUCCACACAGGGGAGAAGUCGUAUAAAUGCAUGGAGUGUGGAAAGACAUUUACUCAUGGUAGUGGACUUAGAAGACACAAAAAGAUCCACUCAGGAGAGAAGCCAUUUAAAUGCACGGAAUGUGAAAAGACUUUUGCUCAUAAAUGUGAUCUUAUUUCCCAUAAAAGAAGCCACACAGGAGAGAAGCCAUAUAAAUGCAUGGAGUGUGGAAAGACCCUUGCUAAAAAACGUAAUCUUAUUUCCCAUAAGAUGAUCCACACAGGGGAAAAGCCAUUUAAAUGCAUGGAUUGUGGAAAGACCUUUGCUCAAAAAGGUAAUCUUAUUUCCCAUAAGAUGAUCCACACAGGAGAGAAGCCAUAUAAAUGCAUGGAAUGUGGAAAGAGCUUUGCUCAGAAUGGUCAUCUUACUUCUCAUAAAAGGAUCCACGCUCGGGAGAAACUAUAUAGCAAUAGCAAUUCCACUUAGACUUAUAUACCACUCCACAAUACUUUACCACACUCUCUGAGCAGUUUACAAAGUCAGCAUAUUGUCCCCAGCAAUCUGGGUCCUCAUUUUACCCACCUCAGAAGGAUGAAAGCCUGAAUCAACCAUGAGCCAGUCAGGAUCGAACUCUUGGCUGUGGGCAAUUAGCCUGUAGUACUGCACUCUAACCAGUGAGCGACCAUGUCUCUCUAUACCAUAUAGAUUUGUAUGUGUAUGCAUAUUGUGCCUUUUUGAUCCAAAUGAAACAAGGUUGAAUCCAACAAAAUUAAAUUUAAUGUGGAAAAUUUCAUGAAAUUACCUCGUCAUGAAAUUCGUCAUUUAUUUAUUUUAUUUUUAUUUUAUUUUAUUUCGAAUUUAUAUACUGCACCUUCUCUCGAGGGACUCAGGGCGGUGUACAGCCAGAUAAAAACAUACAAUACAAACAUUAAAAAACAAUUAAAAGGAUAUAUAUUAAUUUGGCCCCGAUUUAAGAUAACAAACCAAUUAAAAAAUUAAAAAUGUGUUAAAAAAUAUGUUAAGCCAGCCCGGCUUGCUGAAAAAAGAAAGUUUUAAGGGCACGGCGGAAGGCACCAAGGUCUUGGAUUCUCCUUAUAUCUGGGGGCAGCUGAUUCCAGAGGGUAGGUGCCCCACAGAGAAGGCCCUCCCCCUAGGGGUCACCAGCCUGCAUUGUUUGGCUGAUGGCACCUCGAGGAGGCCCUCUCUGUGGGAGCGCACAGGUCGGUGGGAGGUCAUCGGUAGCAGUAGGUGGUCUCGAAGAUAACUAGGUCCUAUGCCAUGGAGCACUUUAAAGGUGGUAACCAACACCUUGAAGCAUACCCGGAAGACCACUGGGAGCCAGUGCAGCUCACGCAGGAGCGGUGUUAUGUGGGAGCGCCAAGCGGCUCCCGUGAUUACCCGCGCGGCCGCAUUCUGGACCAGUUGGAGCCUCCGGGUGCUCCUCAAGUGGAGUCCCAUGUAGAGAGCGUUGCAGUAGUCCAGGCGCGAGGUGACGAGGGCGUGAGUGACUGUGACAGGGAAUCCCGAUCAAGAAAGGGCCGCAACAAACGGCCGUCAUGAAAUUCUUCAUGAAAUGAAGAUACCUCUGAAGACUUGGACGAACUCACAGAUACUGUAACAUUAUAUGUCAGUUUUUGUGAAGACCUAUGUGUGCCGACAAGAACCCUGCGAAUAUACAGUAACAAUAAACCUACAGCUACGUGGUUCCAAACAGGAAGCCUACAGAAAAGGCAAUAGAAUGCUGUACAAGCAGGCCAGAAACGUGUUAACAAGGGAGAUCAGAGCAUCAAAAAGUAGGUACUCUGAAAAGCAAAAGAAUCAGUUCUCAACAAAUGAACCAGCAAACUUGUGGAAAGCUCUUAAAAAUAUCACUGGUUACAGCAAACCUUCCCAAACUGAAGGAAAUCAACAACUGGCAGAUGACCUGAAUGUGUCCUACUGCAGUUUUGAGAGAAAACUACUACCACCUAUCUCCAUAAUCACCAUCUCAGACACAUCAACAACUGCUAAGCCUCCUACAACCUACCCUAUCUCAUUGGGCUCACCACCAUUACAGAGAAUGAGGUGCAAACUCUAUUUCACGGACAAAAGUCAGGAAAAGCACCAGGUCCAGAUAAGAUAACUCCUUCUUGCUUAAAAACUUGUGCUGAACAACUGGCCCCCAUCUUCACCUGCAUCUUUAAUAAAUCACUAGAGAUGUGCUAUAUUCUUUCCUGUUUCAGAUGCUCUACUAUCAUCCCAGUGCUGAACAAACCCUCCAUCAAGGAACUGAAUAAUUUCAGACCGGUUGCUCUAACAUCUGUAGUUAUGAAGACCUUUGAAAGACUAGUGCUCGGGCCACCUGAGAACAAUCACGGACCCACUGUUAGACCCCUUGCAAUUUGCCUACGGAGCAAAUAGAUUGACAGAUGAUGCUGUUAAUAUGACUCUGCACUACAUCCUACAACAUCUUGAAUCUCCAAAGACUUAUGCAAGGGUCCUCUUCAGCAUUCAAUACCAUCAUUCCAGAUAUUCUUCUAACUAAACUAAAUCAACUAGCUGUACCUGACCACACUUGUAAAUGGAUCAUAAGCUUCCUAACAGACAGGAAGCAGCAGGUGAAGCUAGGCAAAAUCACAUUAGAUACCUCCACAAUUAGCACAGGAGCCCCCCAAGGCUGUGUGCUCUCUCCACUUCUCUCUAUACACCAAUGACUGCAUCUCAAACAAUCCCUCUGUUAAAAUACUGAAGUUUGCAGAUGAUACAACAGUGAUUGGUCUCAUUCGAGAUAAUGAUGAAUCCACAUACAGACGGGAGGUUGAACAACUAGCCUUGUGGUACAACCAGAACAAUCUUGAACUAAAUACACUCAAAACCGUAGAAAUGAUGGUGAAUUUUAGGAGAAACCCUCCCAUACUACCACCUCUUACAAUACUAGACAACACAGUAUCAACAGUAGAAUCCUUCAGGUUUCUAGGUUCUAUCAUAUCUCAAGACUUAAAAUGGACACCUAACAUCAAAAACAUAAUCAAAAAGCACAACAAAGAAUGUUCUUUCUGCACCAACUCAGAAAGCUCAAACUGUCCAAGGAGCUGCUGAUCCAGUUCUACAGAGGAAUGAUGGAGUCUGUCAUCUGCAGCUCCAUUAGUGUCUGGUUUGGUUCUGCAACUCAAGACAGACACAGACUUCAGAGGAUAAUCAGAACUGCAGAAAAAACAAUGGCUACCAACCUGCCUUCCAUUGAGGAUUUGUAUACUGCACCAGUCAAAAAGAGGGCUGGGGAAAUAUUUACAGACCCCUCACAUCCUGGACAUAAACUGUUUCAACUCCUACCCUCAAAAUCACGCUAUAGAGCACUGCACUUCACAACAACUAGACACAAGUUUUUUCCCAAACGCCAUUACUCUGCUAAAUAAAUAAUUCCCACAACACUGUCAAAUAAUUUAUUAAGACUGUAUUACUAUUAUUAUUCUCUUCCUUACUAGUAUCUAUCUCUUCCCACUUAUUACUAUAAAUAUGUCGCUUGUAUCUUUCAAUUAUAUUGGUUUUAUUUGUUUCCUAGUACAAUUUGAUAGAUUAUUAGUAACCUUGACUAUCACUAAGGGUUGUAUCUUUUUAUUCUUGAUGAAUGUAUUUCAUUCUCCUUAUGUACACUGAGAGCAUAUACACCUAAGACAAAUUCCUUGUGUGUCAAUCAGACUUGGCCAAUAAAGAAUUCUAUUCUGUUC
Messenger RNA from Pantherophis guttatus, 5745 nucleotides. Lineage: Eukaryota; Metazoa; Chordata; Lepidosauria; Squamata; Colubridae. The record is from RefSeq and is a predicted model, not a curated record.